Hemicordylus capensis (graceful crag lizard) is the source of this 4320-nucleotide messenger RNA. It is a transcript of the gene DPF2, whose product is annotated as double PHD fingers 2. The record is from RefSeq and is a predicted model, not a curated record. NCBI's taxonomy places the organism in Eukaryota, Metazoa, Chordata, Lepidosauria, Squamata, Cordylidae. Gene Ontology annotation, cellular component: nBAF complex. The transcript has 12 exons. The coding region runs from base 306 to 1463 and encodes 385 amino acids. Gene Ontology annotation, biological process: nervous system development.
GACCCCCCAAAAUACAAAAAUCAGGGGUUAUGUGGAGCAAUAGGGGCCCCCGCCCCAGUUAUCUAUUCAUAUCUAUCGAUUUACUUACCGCAUUUCUAUCCUGCCCUUCCCCCGAGGAGCCCAUCAUGGUUGCAUUUCUGCUCACAACAACCCUGCGAGGUAGGCCACGCGGCCGAGAGCGACGUGGCUGGCUCGGAGCCUGCCCAGUGAGCUUUGUGGCUGGAUGGGGAUUUGAACUUGGGCCUCCUGGGUCCUAGUCCCAAUGCUCCUAACUAAUCCUUGGUGAACAAUAUUAUAAGGAUGCGAUGGAGCAGUGCCACAACUACAACGCCCGGCUGUGCGCGGAGAGGAGCGUCCGACUGCCGUUCCUGGACUCUCAGACGGGCGUGGCGCAGAGUAACUGCUACAUCUGGAUGGAGAAGCGGCACAGGGGACCAGGUUUGGCGUCCGGCCAGCUCUAUUCCUACCCAGCUCGCCGCUGGAGGAAAAAACGCCGCUCCCACCCUCCCGAGGAUCCGCGGCUCUCCUUCCCUUCCAUCAAACCAGACACUGAACAGACUCUCAAGAAAGAGGGCUUGAUCUCUCAGGACGGCAGCAGCCUGGAGGCCCUCCUGAGGACGGACCCCCUCGAGAAACGCAGCCUGCCCGACCCGCGCACGGACGAAGACAGCCUCGGCGAGUUCCCCGUUGCCAACAGCCGAGCUCGGAAGAGGAUCCUUGAACCGGACGACUUCUUGGAUGACCUGGACGAUGAGGAUUAUGAAGAAGAUACCCCGAAGCGCCGAGGCAAAGGCAAGGCGAAGGGCAAAGGAGUCGGAAGUGCCCGGAAGAAACUGGAUGCAGCCAUUUUGGAAGACCGAGACAAACCGUAUGCCUGUGACAAUAGUUACAAACACAAGCAUACCUUGAAACCUCCUGACCGAGUCUGCGGGAAGCGUUACAAGAACCGUCCGGGACUGAGCUACCACUACGCCCAUUCCCACCUGGCCGAGGAAGAAGGCGAGGACAAGGAGGAUUCGCAGCCUCCCACCCCUGUCUCGCAGAGAUCCGAGGAGCAAAAGUCCAAGAAAGGCCCCGAUGGCUUGGCCUUACCGAACAAUUACUGCGACUUCUGCUUGGGAGACUCCAAGAUCAACAAGAAGACCGGGCAGCCUGAGGAACUGGUGUCCUGCUCUGACUGCGGGCGAUCAGGUCACCCAUCUUGUCUGCAGUUCACCCCCGUCAUGAUGGCGGCCGUGAAGACCUACCGUUGGCAGUGUAUUGAAUGCAAAUGCUGUAACAUCUGUGGGACCUCUGAAAACGAUGACCAGCUGCUCUUCUGUGACGAUUGUGACCGUGGCUAUCACAUGUACUGCCUCACCCCGCCCAUGUCGGAGCCCCCGGAAGGAAGCUGGAGCUGCCACCUGUGUCUAGACUUGCUGAAGGAGAAGGCCUCGAUCUACCAAAACCAGAACAACUCCUGAUUUGGUGCCGGGACAGCCGAGGAGGAAACGGGGGGGUUCGGGAAGCGCGACCUUCACCUGCUUGCUGCAUCGCGGGGCUCUCUUUAGGUUCUCGGUUUAGUCUUUCUUCCGCCACCUCCCGCUCUCGGUCAGUUUGUCUCCUUCGCCAGUCUGCUCAGACCCGCCCGCUGGUUCUUGUCCGCCAUCCUCGGCACGGCUGUCCGGGGCCGAGCCGUCAUCAUCUCGCCGCUGCUAAACCAGGACGACGUGCUCCUUCUUUCUCGAGACCCUGGCCCGCCUUGGGAGCUUUGGGCUUGAGACCUCGGCCGAAUCCAAGAAGUGGUCCCCCUUGCCCCGUGACUGACUGCGGGGAACCAAACGGAGACCGUCCUAUAUAUAUAUAUAUAUAUACACAUACAUAUACAGCCUUAAUUCUCCAAGAGAAAAGCAAAGAGCCUCUCUCGCUGAGCUGGGCGAGGGUCUGGGAGAAGCAACGGUGUCCGUCUCAUCGGUCUGACACUGUGCCGUGUCGGGCGGCAGCCGAAGCCGCCGGGCUGCUUUCUCUACACCGUGGAGCCAGCAAAGCAAAAACGGAGUGUGGAUCUUCUCCACCCCCACCCCUCCCCAAAUCGCAUUCUGACAUACCCCAGUUGCCUGGAGACAGAGGGGGAGAGAGUUGCAAACCCGUUGCCUUCUCCCCCACAAGAAGAUGGUUCCGUUGCCAGCAGGGUGGGAAGCGGAUCUGCCGCUCGUCUCGAGCCGCCCGGAUUAAGCCGCGCCCACCCCAUUGUGCGGAGAAAAGGAAUCCUCGGCUCGGGCAGGUGUGGACUCGAAACUCCUGCUUCCCUCCCGAGGCCCCGCCUGUGUUCAGCCCGCGAUUGGCUCCUGACCCAAAGAACCGGCUCCAGCUCAAGUGCCAUUGCUUCCAUUUGUGUUUCCACCCGUCCCCAGGGUGAUGAAUUCCUGCCAGGGAUGAGUGCCGCGGGGUUUGCUCCCCGGCGAGCCGAAAAGGGAGGCCAAGGCUCACUCUGCCUCGCCUCCCCUCGCCCCCCGGCAUGGGGGUCUGUGGAGUGUCGGAUUUUGGUCUAUUUCAAACCCUGGGGCAUCUCCGAUCUCUUGCCAGCAUUUUAGGGUGGCGGUUUUUCUUUUGAAAAGUGGCUCGUUGGCAUCAAAAACGCCCUCUGGCCUUAGGGCCUCUCCCGGAAAAUGCAAGUGGCUUGGAGAGGGUGGGCGGAGGACCUCGGGUGCCUCCCAGAACAGGAAGUCCCUCCCUCCCUCCCUCCUACUCAGCAGCAGAUGUGUGCUCCGAUUAUCUCGAGGCCGCCACCUUUCACGUGUCUCUCGGGGCAUGCUGGUCGCGGGUCCUUUUUGUCUUAGCCUCACUUGACACCUGUCGACGACUGGGAGGAGUGGGUGGGGGCCACUGGUUACAGUUUUCAACCGUUGCUCAGACGGGUAUCCAACAGGAGCAGCGCUGCUGGCUUUCCCAGCUAGAACCCCCUUUCUCCGGAAUCUCCCUUUCCCGGGGUGAAAGCGGUCUCCUCUUUCCAUCGCCCACCUUCCCCUACUUCCGAGGAAUCGAUCCUCUAAAGCGACAUUUUAAAAGCUCUCCUUAAAUCCCAGCCCUGUUUUUAAAGGCAGACCUCCCCCCCCUCCCCUCGCCCCACUCACACCCCCUAGUUGUGGGGGAGGGGGCCCCCCUCUCUAGAAUUGGGUUCUGUGUAAUACUAUAAGAAUGAUGUGCCUGUUUUUUCUAAAAAAAAAAAAAAUUAACUUCAGACCUACCUCCAAAGCCCCGCUCCUUGCAUUCUCUCAAAAAACCGUCAACCCCUCCUCUACCCGUGGCCUCUCGUCCUGCCGAAGAUAGUGCAAGACAGCUCAGGGGACUGAAGAAGUGGGAAGGGUUAGUGGCCUCACUGGGUCGCGAGUUCAAAUCCAGCCCCCGGGUAGGCCCCGGGGCCCGUCGGCUGGGCCUUGCUGGAGGAGGCGGCAUCUUGCCUUCUUCAUUCUCCAGUCUCACUCCUCUAGGCAAGGGGUGUGAACGGAACGGAGUUUGGCCUCUGGCGGUGUCUGUGGGGCAACAGGAUGGAUUCUUCCAACCCCUUCAGGGUCCAAAACCUGGCCCAGUUUUUGGGGGGGCGUGGAGAAAAGUGUCCGCAGGGUUGGUAGCAUUCUUGUGCACCGGUGACCCCGAAUCUCCCUUGGCCGCAACCACAACCCCCCGGGACGGGGGCGGCGUGGGCGGCCGGCCUCAUCGGGCGAGAGGAGGCCAGGCGUCCCUCCGCUGUCCGAACCUCCCGUCCUUCAGGGGGUCGUGCCGGUGUCUUAAAACUCGCUCUCCUCAUAAGCCCCCCCCCCCUGAUGGCUGGUUUGAGCUCCUGUCUUUUUGUUGUCCGUGCAGCCCGGCCCGCGGCAGGGUGGGGCGGUCCACGCUCAGGUUAGUUUCGUUGAUUUCUGCGGCGGGGGGUGGCGGUGAGAGUAGGACAGCCGCCCUGGUUCUUAAGCCGAUUGGUGUGCUUUGGGGCUUUCUUUUCGGGACCGGGGAAGGGAGGGGUUGACCUUACUCUCCCCUCACCAUGCCCCCCCUUGCACCUGUCCACCCCCCCCCAAUCUGCACUACACCCCACCAUCCCUCACCUCAGCCAGGCUGUAUACACUUGAGUUGGUGGCUUUAUUUCUCCCUUUCCCCAAAUCGUUAAUUUGCAGGUAAUUCUGUCUUAUAGGUUUAAUCAGUUAGGGUUGUUCUUAUUCUGGGGCUUCUCCCAUUGCCUUCUUUACCAUCUUUUUAUUGUGGUUGGAGCUAUGGUGUAUUCUGGCUUUUUUUUUUUAAGGUACUGUAAGAAGCAUUAGUGAAUAAAUAUCAUUUUUUACACAGAAA